UACGAAGUUACAGCCCGUAUGGCUGGGACAGUAGCAGGCUUGCCGGUGCCUUCACGAUGCCAGACAAAUUCGCGAAGACUUGAUGUCCUUAUCGAACAAGCAAAGGCAAUAUUUUGGGGAGGAAUGAGCCUCUUCUCAACGUCGUACAUUGGGCAUGCUCAGAGCAUCGCAUGAGACCUUCUAUGCAGGUCUAUAGCAAAUGGCUGUCCCCGUCUCGCAUGUUGCACGUUUGAGGCCAGGAAGCCCGCGUUGUGCGGUGACGACGCUAUGAUGGACGUGAUGGUGUUAUGCGGUGGCACAUGGUAGUGAGAGAUGGAAGCCAUGGAUGUCGCACUCAGCUGAGGCGCAGCAGCACCUCCAUCUCCACGUCGCCAGGCUUGCUCUUGCACCACACAGACUCUUCUCUGCCUUUGCGAUUCGGUUGUCUUGAUUGAUCAUAGAUAGUCGAAGUUUUCGUUGAAGCAAUAUGGCGUCCAUCGAACAGAUGCACACAGCCAUGAUCAACCGGUCAAUCCGAACGAUCAAAGCUGAACUCGAAUACCUCUGCGAUGCCUCCGUCAUCACCCCACAGGUACUCAACAGCCUGCUCAGCCGGAUACCAGAGCAAACUGCCCUCCACGCUCCCAUAUCCGUUGGAGCCGUGCCGGGCGGCGCACCUACCGCACUACAACCUCCCACAUCACCCAUGAAUAACCUCACAGUGCAGAACCAACGGACUAACGGCGCGGCAAAUGAGAAGCAAGACGGCAGUUACUACCAACAACCUGCGCCCUCUCCGCAGCCACCGCCUGCGUAUAACGCACCUCCACCGCAGGCCAACUGGCCACCUCUCGCCCAGGCCACCGCACUUUACGCAUACACAAGUACCGACGCCGGUGACCUCGAGCUUCAACCCAACGACCACAUCACCGUUACCGAGUACAUGAAUGCCGAAUGGUGGAAGGGUCGGAGCUCACGGACCGGUCAAGAAGGCAUCUUCCCACGGUCGUAUGUCAAGGUCAUGGACGAGAAAGCGCCACCGCAGCAACCUCCGCCAACGAACUAUGGCAAUGCGCCGCUUGAGGUCAGUCAGAUGGGUGAUGGUCAGGGCAAGGUGCCGACGAAGUUCGAAGAGCAAGGCAAGAAGUUUGGGAAGAAGCUUGGGAAUGCUGCCAUUUUUGGCGCGGGAGCGACGAUUGGUAGCAACAUUGUCAACAGCAUCUUCUAG
Molecule: messenger RNA, 1207 nt
Organism: Baudoinia panamericana UAMH 10762
Lineage: Eukaryota; Fungi; Ascomycota; Dothideomycetes; Mycosphaerellales; Teratosphaeriaceae
Exons: 2
Coding region: 467-1207 (246 amino acids)
Biological process (GO): protein transport to vacuole involved in ubiquitin-dependent protein catabolic process via the multivesicular body sorting pathway
Cellular component (GO): ESCRT-0 complex
Molecular function (GO): protein binding
Source: RefSeq, a predicted model, not a curated record